Molecule: messenger RNA, 1388 nt
Organism: Anopheles arabiensis
Lineage: Eukaryota; Metazoa; Arthropoda; Insecta; Diptera; Culicidae
Gene: Yif1
Product: protein YIF1B
Exons: 6
Coding region: 104-1240 (378 amino acids)
Biological process (GO): endoplasmic reticulum to Golgi vesicle-mediated transport
Cellular component (GO): COPII-coated ER to Golgi transport vesicle; endoplasmic reticulum-Golgi intermediate compartment; Golgi membrane
Source: RefSeq, a predicted model, not a curated record
UUAUGACAAACGUCAGCCAGCAAGUUAAAAACUGGCAAGUUGGCUUUUGCUUGAUUGUGGCCAAAGUAUCGUCUUAUCCGGAGGGAAUUCUGUGGUUGCAGUCAUGAAUUUCAACGCUCAAGCUGGUGCCGAUGGACGGGCCCACCGGUCCGUCUCGAAGAAGCCCAAACGAGUCAGCGAUGUGAAUGCCAUUGGUUCCACCAUUCCGUACCAACAGAUGACAUCACAAAUGCCGACCAACCAGUACAUGCCCGCUGAUCCUAACAAUCUGUACGGACAGCCACAGUAUGCACCGCAACAGUUCCCGAUGGACCAGCAGCAGCAGCAGCCAAACUACUACAUCCCUCAACCACAGCAGCCACAGCCGACCGGUGGCCCAAGGCAACCCGGCCAGCCACCGUCGAUGCCGGGGUUGGGCGGCGGGCAAUUCACCAUGUUCCAGCAGCCCAUCGUCCAGGAUAUGGCCAUGCAGUACGGUCAGAAGCUGGCCGACCAGGGCAAGGAGAUUGUGCACAGCCACAUCGAGAAGUACUUGCCAAUGUCGAAGCUGAAGUACUAUUUCUCGGUCGACAACAGCUACGUGGUGAACAAGCUGAAAAUUAUUUUCUUUCCGUUCUUGCAAAAGGACUGGGGGAUGAAGUACGAUCACGAUAAUCCGGUUCAGCCCCGGUACGACAUCAAUGCACCGGACAUGUAUAUUCCAGCGAUGAGCUACAUAACGUACGUCGUGUUAGCGGGCAUUGCACUGGGCAUGCAGAACAGAUUCUCGUCGGAGCAGCUUGGCAUCCAGGCGUCCAGUGCGCUGGCGUACAGCAUUUUCGAGAUCGUCAUCUACACCCUGACACUGUACAUAGGGAACAUAUCAACGUCGCUGAGCACGUUGGAUCUGCUGGCACUGAGCGGGUACAAGUAUGCGGCGAUCGUGGUAACCGUCGCCGGUACGAUACUGCUCAAACGCACCGGCUACUAUUUGGCACUGUUUUAUUCCUCCGCCAUGUUGGCACUGUUUCUGCUGCGGACGAUGAAGGCAAAGGUACUGUCCGGGCAGGAUCAAACGCAAAGCGCGGUCGGGUACGAUCCGUACGGGCAGCAGCAGCAGCAUCAGCAGCACACCGACCACAACCUAGGACGCAAGCGUAAGCUUUAUUUUCUGCUUCUCGUGACCGGGCUGCAGCCGGUGCUGGCGUUCUGGCUUACCGUGCAUGUGAUUGUGACCGAUACGGUGGUGGCGAGUGCUUAGGCGGUUUGAUAGGCGGGAGGGUUUGCGUAACGAAUGAGAUAAUUCGCCUGUUUAUUGUGGAACAUUUAAUGGAAAAUAAACACCGUAAGUCAAUUUUGUUUUAAUGCGCAACGUACUCCCGUACGGCUGUCAGUGUGCCGUCUUGUAA